UAUGCUCAUUCGACGUUGUGAUCUGGUAGCUUGCGGUUCUCCUCGGUUGCGUUUAAACUGAGCCCCCUCUCGGUAGAGUUUCGUGCGGAAUAACAAGUGAUAUAAAUAGUUUGCCUCUUACAAUGGAGCGGUACCUUCGUUUUUACAUCAAAUUCCAAGGGUAUAUGAUCGGUGCGCUGACGCUGCUGCUGUCUGUGCUUUUGACUUUUGUCAUAUACGACUCAACCAGCUUCACCUAUCCGCUCGAAGAGUAUUAUGACUACCGCUUCAUGGGUAGUUCGGCGCUGGUCCUUGGUGCAUUCUGGUUCUGCGCCGGAGUAUCGUUUAUAUACGGUGUAUAUCACGAAAUCAAACAGUGUCUGCUACCGUUCGCGAUACUGUACCUGAUGGAUCUGUUCCUGAUGGCACUUCGGGACCUUGUCAUGAUCUGGCACGAUCGGCGCUGGUACACGACGUUAUUUUUAAACCUUCCAGCUGCAAUUGUGGCGUUGUACAUCACCACCUAUUUGUUCAUGACGCUCAUCGCACUGUCGCGGCUGUUCACUACGGACCCGAAACCACAGCGGGGUGAUAACUUUAUGCGGUUUAACAACGGCAUCGCCAAUCCGGCCGCUGUCGACGAUGAGGCUUCGCUCGUCGUCGCAUAACGCUGUCCGGUCACGCUGCGUAUUAUCGGUUAGGCUUAUGGUAGCCGACGCAAUAGAAGAUGUGCUUCUUAUCAAUGUGCUAUGUAUGCUUGUUUGGUGUUUGUGAUUCUCCGUAUAAAUAUUCCUAAACACAUAGUGUGAAGCCGUCGUUUGAAGCUUCAACAAUCAACACGUAAUCUCGUUUACUCGAAACCCACGAUUCCGCUUUUAAUCAGCUAAAGUCCAGUGAUUCAUUGAGAAUGUCUAUUUGUUUUUGAAAACCAGCAUAACCCAAAUGAUGGU
Molecule: messenger RNA, 929 nt
Organism: Anopheles coustani
Lineage: Eukaryota; Metazoa; Arthropoda; Insecta; Diptera; Culicidae
Exons: 3
Coding region: 123-647 (174 amino acids)
Source: RefSeq, a predicted model, not a curated record